AUGAGAUCCUCCGAGCUUCGCGAUUUCCUCGAGCGCGUAGACGAGUUCACAUCGAUCGCCGUAGUUGAGCCCCGACCACUGAUUACCCGACCGAUUGUAUCGCUGGAUAGCCUCCGAUCCUGGCUCAAUACGGAAAGAGCACGAAGCCUCUUGUUAUACGUGGAGAGCACCCCCAGCUACGAGGACGCCGUCCGAACCAGUCAUCUAGCUGUAUUUUCAGUCCUACUUUCGAUAAACAAGGGUAUCUAUCUAUCUACGUUCAUACGACACGAUCACAUGGCAGAUGCCGGGCUACCUUUCCUUACCUGUGACGCAUGGCCGGACGCUGUCCAGUACAUAUUCGACGAGUUCUACGAAGCGCAGUGGAAGUUUUGCCCCAAACGUCUCGAUCCUCGCCAUUUGCACGACAUAUGGCUAGACAAAGACAUCGUUAUGCCCUUCAGAAAGAAGCGAGUCUUGAAGGGAGGUGAGGACUCGGUGAUCUUUAAGGUUGAGCUGUUUGAGGAGUACAACCAUCUCAUCACAGACGAUCUGAACAUCCCCCCUACCAACGUCUUCAUCCUCAAAUCGAGCCGAUCGGAAUACGCCAAGUUACACAACAACGAGGUAGAGGCUUACAGGACACUACUGAGUCAUGCGAGUGGUCGAGAUGCGAUGCAGCAUAUGGCCCGCUUCUAUGGUUCGUGGAGACAGAGUGAAUGUUGUAACAUAUUGCGCGAAUAUGUUGGUGGUGGCACACUGGCGGACUUCUUCGAACGAACCGAUCCGCCUACAACGAUGGACGACAUCCUCGAAUUCUGGAAGAACUUCAUACAAUUCAUCAAGCCAAUAGCGUGCAUACAUCGUCUUCCCGAUCCGCAUAAUCGUCAUUCGUUCAAAGCCGGACUACAUAACGACAUCAAACUAGACAACAUUCUUGUGACAGAGCAACUCGGGAGCAAUCCAUACAGCGUCUCCUUCAAACUAUCAGACCUUGGUCUCGCCGGCUUCGUGGUUGCGGAUGACAGAGAUGAGACGCAUAUUCGCGACGUGCACGGUACGAAGAUGUACAGUGCUCCUGAAUACUUCCGCGGCGAAACAGACAGGUCCAAGCAACAAGGCAUCAAGCAAGCACACCCAGCGAAAGACAUUUGGGCCUUGGCUUGUAUAAUAAGCGAAGCUGCAGUAUGGUCAGUAUUUGGCCACAGAGGGCUGGCCGAAUACCGUCAGCGGCGAGUCGAAGCCACCUCCGCUAUUCCAGCCCUCAGAAACACAGGUUACAGCAGCUGCUUCCAUGAUACUACGAAAGUUCUCGCUGCUGUAGAACAAAUGCAUACGGAUGUCAUCUACCGACGUCGAGCGAACAUCGACAGUAUCGUCAUGUCAGUCCUUCUUACUGUUGGCGGAAUGAUGAAUGAAGACCCGAAAAAACGACCGGAUGCGUGGAAAGUUUACGAAGAUCUCACACGAGCUGUAGAUCAGGCGAUACCACCAACACCCGGGCCAAUCACGCGACCAGCACCCCACGAUGAAAUUACGCGACCACCUGCACAAGGCAACUACAGGCCGCAUUCCAUGCCUGUCAAUUCGUCCCCUAAUCAGACUGUGGGUCUGAACAUUAGCGGGCUUUCUUUGCAGUCGCGCAGAGACACACACGGGGGUCCAGCAUAUCAUCCUCCAAGUAGACGAUCAACGGUCAACGGACAUCCUUCCCCUGCCUCACUUUCUGGUGCUUCGAGUAUCGGAAAAGGAAAAGCGCCAAGACGUUAUGCCCAUAGCCCGCCUGCCGAUACUAUACAUGAAUGGCAACGUACUCCACUGGCUCCGCUCCGCAGUCCUAUUCCGCAGCCUCAUGCGCCUGCUGGUCAGAAAGCCCGGCCCUCAGCAUCCAUCGCUCAGGUCUUGGAGCACAUACGAAAGAAGAAAGAUCACUUACCCACGACGCUCCCAGGCGAAGAAUGGCUCAAUCGGCUGCAUGGUAGAGACCAGAUUUUUCUCAUUGACGACUCCGAAUCAAUGCGGCAACACUGGCCUGAAGUCAAAAGCGUUUUCGAAGCUCUAGCGUACCUGGUCAAACUCAAGGAUCGAGAUGGCAUCGAGUUACAUUUCGCCAACAGUCGCGAGCAGAAUGGUCAGGAGAAGCACCGCAAAGGGCUCAUUAAAAGAUUGGAGAAGGUGAAACCCAACGGCCAGUGCCAAAUGGGUAUUGCGCUCAGCGAUAUUCUUCCCAACUACUACCAAAAUCAGCAUCAAAGUCAGUCAAACAAGCGAACAUCCUGGUCUCCACGAGUACCGGAAAAGCCUCCAGUCAACAUCUACAUCCUGACCGACGGUGUUUGGCAGCCAGGUCAACAUUGUGUUUCGACCAUAAAAGGACACAUCACCCGCCUAGUUCAUCAUUUGGCUGAAACAGGCAGGCUUGAGCAUGUCGGCAUCCAAUUCAUCCGCUUCGGCAAUGAUGCGAUCGGGAAAGAGCGCCUCGAAUAUCUCGACAACGAUAAUCUGAAGCAUUAUGAGGUUCCCGGGGACAUUGUCGAUACAGAGCCAUCCACUGGCAACGUUUUCAAAAUGCUCCUCGCGAGUACUGAUCCUUCCUGGGAUAACGACGACGAUGAGCCGAGCGGCUGA
Alternaria arbusti is the source of this 2607-nucleotide messenger RNA. RefSeq lists its product as uncharacterized. Gene Ontology annotation, biological process: protein phosphorylation. The transcript is spliced from 5 exons. Gene Ontology annotation, molecular function: ATP binding; protein kinase activity. The coding region runs from base 1 to 2607 and encodes 868 amino acids. The record is from RefSeq and is a predicted model, not a curated record. NCBI's taxonomy places the organism in Eukaryota, Fungi, Ascomycota, Dothideomycetes, Pleosporales, Pleosporaceae.